GUUUUAUAUUGUUUAGCAGCCAACUACAUGCGGAUAUGGCAAAACUGCCAGCGAGGAAUUUUUGCAAUGCUCUCAUAGUGUUGACUCUGUUUCUGUGGAUUAUUAUAGCUAUGACUGGUAUUCUGCCGCAUAGAAUCAAUUAUUUUGGACGCCGAAGUUUCUCAUGUAAUUUUCCGGUAAAACCGGAACACAUGAAUGCGGUUCCUUUGCAGAGAAUCCACGCCAUCACGUCAACUUACGCGAGGCUUACACAAAAAGCUGAUCUUACAAGGUUGAUCCAAACUUUGAUGCAUCUCUCUAACUUUCAUUGGAUUCUAAUCGAGGAUUCUGAAGAAAAAACUCCGCUGGUUACGAAGCUCUUGCAGCGAUCAGGACUGAACUAUACGCAUCUAAAUAAGAAAAAUGGUGAACAAGUAGGCGGCGUGAAGGACCUUCUGACAAGAAACGCAGCUUUGGCUUGGGUUAGAGAAAAUCUUGGACCGGAUGACGGUAUAGUUUAUUUUAUGGAUGAUGACAACACUUAUGACCUUAGAGUUUUCGAAGAUAUGAGAUCAACUAAAGUAGCUUCUAUAUGGCCGGUAGCGUUGGUCGGUGGCUUAAAAGUCGAAGGGCCGGUUCGGUGUAAAAACGGCCAAGCUUUAACAUGGAGGGCAAUGUGGAAACCAAAUCGAACAAUCCCCGUUGAUAUGGCGGGCUUCGCUAUCAGCACUGCUCUCUUGCGCCAGCGUCCGGACGUGAACUUUGUUGGCGUCGGCGACCUGGAAUCUAAGUUUCUUGGCGAUCUUGGUUUAACAAGAAAUCAAAUGGAAGCAAAGGGAAACAACUGCACAGAAGUUUAUGUAUGGCACACACAAACGAUGAAAGCAAGCGCCCCACACGAAGAAAAAGCCGCUGAACUGGGAGAAGAGUACAACCCAAGUUUCGAAACAUAGAUUGUUGUGAUCGUGAACUUUGUACUUAUAGGCUUUCCUUUGUAGUUUUCACACAUAUUAUAUCAUGUAAUGAUAAGAAUGUAAACACAUCAAUGCAACUUAUAGUCCUCGCAUAGCGGGGCAACGGCAGUCGUUAGAACACUUAAUUAUACGAGUUCAAUAUCACACGCUUUGUUUACCAUUUACCACAUAUAAUGUAACUCUGUGAGUGAUUGUUUUUUAUAUAUGGCUUUUUCAACAAUACAUAAGUGACCACUCUAUUAGAGACAUCAUUUGAUUUUCCCCAUACACCCACAAUGGUGGCAAUAUUGAUCCUUUGGUUGUCUUACUUUAUCCUCCACAUCUAAAAACUGCUUUAAAAUGAACUUAAAUUUUAUUAUCCAUUGCCUAUAUCUUCAAUUGUUAGUUUAUCCAUUGCCUAUAUCUUUAAUUUUUAACAUAGGGCCAGCUCUGGUCGAUGUCCCAGACCUCACAGAGUUCUCUUUGUAUUUCACUUCUCUCAUUAAACCUGCACUUGUGAAUUGUAUUAAUCAACAAUGCUUUUUAAUAUUAUACUGCGGCAUUUAUUUUUAGUAAUUCACCCAUAUUUCAACCAUUGUGUUUUGUAUCGUUGCGGUAAUAUGUAGCAGCAUUCACCUACUAACUUGUUAUACCUUAAUCAAUG
Messenger RNA from Ciona intestinalis (vase tunicate), 1596 nucleotides. Lineage: Eukaryota; Metazoa; Chordata; Ascidiacea; Phlebobranchia; Cionidae. The record is from RefSeq.